Molecule: messenger RNA, 2033 nt
Organism: Acanthoscelides obtectus
Lineage: Eukaryota; Metazoa; Arthropoda; Insecta; Coleoptera; Chrysomelidae
Source: the annotation of a GenBank genome assembly
GUGCGAUUGCACAAAAGCGCGCGGCUUGCUUGCUUUCCCUGGCAGAAAUGGGGCGCCGUCUUUUGUUUCUCCUUCUCGCGAUGCCUUUUACUGUCGCGUUUGGCUUCGACAAAGAAGCAGACAUUACGGACAUCGCGACGUUUCUGAGAGGUUUUUUCGGCGAGCAAAAUGUUACUGUCAAGUUGGCUGUUUACGUCUGCUGGGAAAAAGGUGCACGUGUGGAAUUUUUGAAAAACGUUUCCACCGACUUUUCGGCUAAAAUUUACCAAAUUGACCAGCCUGUAUACGUUCCAAAACAAGAGGACGAGUCUUCGUUGGUAUACUUUCUUGAUGCGAGAUGUGUCGAUUACCAUGAAGUACUUCACCAGGCGGAUGCAAAAAACUUAUUUAGGAGUCCCUUCAAAUGGAUCAUUUGGGCUUUGGAAAGUGACACUGCCUCUCUCGAAAGGUUUUAUUUAAGGCUAGACAGUCAAAUAUAUAUCGUGCACCAGUUUUUCGAAAAAUAUAUGAUCAAAACUGUCUAUAAACUUGCACAAAAUAGUGAAAUCAUAGCAGUAGAUGUUGGAGAAUGGAAUCUAACGUCUAAAAAAUUUAUAAAACUUGAAGCUAUUUCGAUUUACAGAGACAGGUCGAAUCUGAAGGGUUUGGAAUUGAAUAUGACCUACGUAGCUACCGCUAAUGAGACUUUGAAACAUUUGGAUGAUUACAGAUUUAUUCAUAUCGAUCCUCUCACUAAAGCGAACUGGAUCACAGUUGGUCAUUUAUUGCGUAUGCUUAAUAUCAGGCCGCUUAUUAAAUGGAAAAGUACGUGGGGGUAUCUAAAUCCAAGCACGAAUAUGUUCUCUGGAAUGUUAGGAGAUCUGCAAACCGGAACUUCAGAGAUAGCAGGCACCCAGUGCUUCUACACAGAAGACCGCAUUGACUACGUAGAUUUCGUACCUGCUUCAACCCCUACCUAUUUCAAAUUCAUCUUCAGAGCGCCCCCUCUCUCUUACGUAACGAACAUCUUCACAUUGCCCUUUGACGCGUACGUUUGGUACUGCACCGCAGCCCUGAUCGUUAUGAUAUUCUUUGUGAUGUACGUGAUAGCGAUCUGGGAAUGGAGAGAUCCUAUUUUCAGGAGAAAAGUGGAAAGAAUGAGCGUGGCCAAUACGUCCGCAUUGAGACCAAAUGUUUCGGACGUUGCGGUUCUGGAGAUUGGAGCUGUGACUCAGCAAGGGACUGAUACAGAGCCGAAGAGCAUUUCAGGAAGAAUAGCUACUCUAAUAACCUUGCUUGCAUUAAUGUUUUUGUAUACCUCAUAUUCAGCAAACAUCGUCGCAUUGCUGCAAUCGACCACUGAAAGCAUCAAAACUCUAGAGGACAUUUUGAAUUCCAGAAUUACAUUGGGAGUCCAUGAUGUGGUAUAUGGACACUACUAUUUCGAGCAUGCCACAGAGCCGACAAGAAAAGCAAUCUACGAGCAAAAAGUGGCUCCAAAAGGUCAAAAACCCCACUUCAUGACCGUAGAAGAAGGCAUUGCAAGGGUUCGUAAAGAAUUUUUUGGAUUCAGCGGUGAAGUGUCUUCAUCGUACAAAAUCGUUGCCGACACUUUUGAAGAACAUGAAAAAUGUUCUUUGAAAGAAGUCAUCUUCAUAACGCCCGUCGAUACCCAUAUGCCUAUCAGGAAGAAUUCUGCUUAUAAGGAACUUAUCAAAGUCGGAUCUUUGCAAAUAUUGCAAUCUGGAACUCAAAGGAGGGAAGAAAACAGAAUUUAUACCAAAAAACCGAUUUGUCAUUCAAAUGGAAGUAAUUUUGGAAGUGUAGGUCUAAUCGAUUGUUAUGCAGCAUUUUUGAUAUUUGCAAUAGGAGUGGGAGUUAGUCUUGCAGUGUUUUUGUUGGAGCAAGGCUUGAAGCGAUAUCAAAACCGAAUGAAAUAUUCGUAUGUCACCGAUUUUGUUAAAAUAAAUAAGAAGUAAAUUUGGACAAUAGACUAAGUUGUAAACUGGACGUAAUUGAAUAUUGGAUAAGUUGAAUAAAGUAGAUGCUAUCGA